UGAUUGGGAGGCGAUUGGAACACCUGAAUCACAUGAUAUGGGGGGGAUUGGAACACCUGAAUCACAUGAUACGGAGGGGAUUGGAACACCUGAAUCACAUGAUUUGGAGGGGAUUGGAAAACCUGAAUCACAUGAUAUGGAGGGGAUUGGAACACCUGAAUCACAUGAUUGGGAGGGGAUUGGAGCACCAGAAUCACAUGAUAUGGAGGGGAUUGGAACACCUGAAUCGCAUGAUAUGGAGGAGAUUGGAACACCUGAAUCACAUUAUUGGGAGGCGAUUGGAACACCUGAAUCACAUGAUAUGGAGGGGAUUGGAACACCUGAUUCACAUGAUUGGGAGGUGAUUGGAACACCUAAAUCAUAUGAUAUGGAAGGGAUUGGAACACCUGAAUCACAUGAUAUGGAGGGGAUUGGAAAACCUGAAUCACAUGAUAUGGAGGGGAUUGGAACACCUGAAUCACAUGAUAUGGAGGAGAUUGGAACACCUGAAUCACAUGAUAUGGAGGGGAUUGGAACACCUGAAUCACAUGAUAUGGAGGAGAUUGGAACACCUGAA
Messenger RNA from Staurois parvus, 556 nucleotides. Lineage: Eukaryota; Metazoa; Chordata; Amphibia; Anura; Ranidae. The record is from the annotation of a GenBank genome assembly.